Molecule: messenger RNA, 3809 nt
Organism: Scleropages formosus (Asian bonytongue)
Lineage: Eukaryota; Metazoa; Chordata; Actinopteri; Osteoglossiformes; Osteoglossidae
Gene: atad1a
Product: ATPase family AAA domain containing 1a
Exons: 10
Coding region: 60-1202 (380 amino acids)
Biological process (GO): extraction of mislocalized protein from mitochondrial outer membrane
Cellular component (GO): mitochondrial outer membrane
Molecular function (GO): ATP binding; ATP hydrolysis activity
Source: RefSeq, a predicted model, not a curated record
AUGAUGCCGCGAGGAAAACGCAGCCGAGGAGCCAGAGCCCCGCGCUGCUGCAGUGUGACAUGGUGCUCAAGGACUUCCCACGCGACGCCCUGCUGCGCCCGCUCACCCGCAGCGAGGUGCUGGGCCUCCUCCUGAGGCUCACCGUCUUCGGGGCCGCCACCUAUUUCAGCAUCAAGUGGGUGGCGGAAGCGCUGGACCCCACACAGAAGCAGAAGCUGCAGGCCAAGAAAAGGGCAGAAAAGCUGAUGAAACAGAUGGGCGUAGAAGGAGUCAAACUGACGGAGUAUGAGAUGAAUAUUGCUACGCAUCUUGUAGACCCACAGUGCAUGAAGGUGACUUGGAAGGACAUUGCAGGGUUGGAUGAGAUUAUCACUGAGCUGCAGGACACUGUGAUCCUGCCCUUUCAGAAGCGACACCUCUUUGCUGGUUCUCGGCUGUUCCAGCCUCCUAAAGGUGUGCUGUUGCAUGGAGCCCCAGGCUGCGGGAAAACCCUGAUCGCCAAGGCAACGGCCAAGGCCUCAGGGUGCCGGUUCAUUAACCUGCAGGCUUCCACACUGACGGACAAGUGGUAUGGUGAAUCGCAGAAGCUGACCUCUGCUGUAUUCUCAUUGGCACUCAAGAUCCAGCCCUGCAUUAUCUUCAUUGAUGAGAUCGACUCAUUUCUGAGGAACCGCUCCAGUCUAGACCAUGAGGCCACCGCCAUGAUGAAGGCACAGUUCAUGAGCCUCUGGGACGGCCUGGAGACAGGAGCAGACAGCCAGGUGAUGGUGAUGGGGGCCACCAACAGGCCCCAAGACGUGGAUCCCGCCAUCCUGCGGCGGAUGCCCACUACCUUUCACGUCAGUCUGCCGAACCAGAGGCAACGGCAUGACAUCCUGAGGCUGAUUCUCGCUGAAGAGAACCUUAGCGCUGCUGUAAACCUGCGGGAGAUUGCAGAGAAGACGGAGGGUUGCUCGGGCAGCGAGUUACGAGAGCUGUGCCGCGAUGCUGCUAUGUACCGUUUCCGCGACUAUGUGCGUAAGCAACAGAUGAAGCAGAUCACCCACCAGCUGCAGGACUGCGAGACAGAUGAGGGGCCUCUGGACGAGGACCGGCUGAGGCCUGUGACCCAGCUGGACCUGUUGUUUGGUCUGGACAAGCUGAAGGAGGGCAGGCACGCCUCUGUGGGGCACAGCACUUUGAAAGAGAUGCCUCUUGACUGAUCCAUUCUGCCAUGGAGCUCACAACCAGCAGUAGCAGGGCGAUUUAGCAUUGGUGUAGAAGCGCUACCAUAACUCCUUGGAUGCAAGGCACUGGUGUGUGUGGGUGUGUGUGUGUGUCUGUACCUGUGUCCAAAAUAUUUAUUUCACUGACUAGUGUCAGAACUGUACACUUGAGAUUUUAAAGGCAGUUACAUGUGUUCGUUUCCUUAAAAUACUUUCAACUUUAUGAGAAAUUUGAAAUAUCCUCUCAAGCUGUGUUACCUGUAAGUAUUUAAAACUUCACCACUGCUAUUCAUUGUGGACUGGCAUCCCUUUCAAGAAGUAACCCCCCCUUGCGCCCAGUGCUUUCGGGAUAGGCUGCGGUUCACUACGACCCUGCUCUGGACAAAUGGUUAUUGAAAUUGGAUGGAUAGAUAAUUAGUCAUUAUAUCUUAGAAUUAGAGUUAAGCAUAAGCAGAGGUUGUAUAUCACAAAGCAGAAAACAUUUUUUUAAAUAUUAAUACAUCACCAGUGAUUUCUCUUUUACAGAUGGAUGUGUUCCUGAAUUUGUCUCCAGUCAUACCAGCACAUAUCAUAGAGAUCUGAACCUAGGAUAUUUCUUGUUUUGCCAUAUAUGAGUCAUCUUACAAUAGAUGUAGUUGGAAGUGCUUUUCGUGUGUGUGUGUCUCCAUAGAGACCCAGGUCAUGCAGUCCAGCGCAGAUUCCUGUCUUAGUCAACAGUGGGGAACGGGACUCAAGGGAGGUGAUCAUGAGCUGUUGUCGUGACCAGGGUUUCUUGUCUGAAGCGGUUUGUCUUCCUCAACACACAAGCUGCCUCGAACAAUUUGAGCGUCAGUGCUUCAGAGAACAGGUUUUACUCUGUUCCAUUAGUGACAGGAAGUGGUGAGGACUGCAUGUGUACUUUCCUGCAAAGUGACCAUGAGGGGUCACUACUGCUCCAUUCUUCUACCUCUAUUUUUCACACUCUGGAUGUACUUCUGAAAAUGAUUGGUUAAAUUAUAAUCUUUAUUUAUUUAUUUAUUUUCACAAGUGCAAGCAUUGAAAGAAUUGCAUUCCGUGGUACUUGAGAACACAAUGAAAUUCAGUGCAGAUCAAUUAUGUAUAGAUGUGCGGCUGAAAUUAUUCUGAUUUAAAUUCACCCUGAAUAGCCACGGAAAGCCUCUUAUAGUGGGCGUGAGACACUUUUUGAGGUGGGAAGAUAGCAGUGGGGAUGGUGAGGUCUAAAAUAUUGAAUGUGAUUCUGCAAACCUCUCCCAGUAGAGUUGCUUGUAGCAAGAAUGAGUCCUGCUUAAGUGUGAUGUAGUGAUUUGUCUGUACACAGGCUGCAUAGAUUAUAUUAAGUACUAAUUUCAACUAUGUACAUUAACUGCAUCUGUGUGUAAUGUGUACAUUUUGUUCAUAGUGUCUGCUGUCUAGUUACAGGGGCAGUCUUACUCAUUAGUCCACUUUUUCAAUAUUGUGAUGUUCUUGGGGAGAAAGGUUUGGUAUUAAUGGUCAAUUAAGACUGUUUUCAGUACGUCUACGUAGAAUUCAUAAAAGCAGAGUCAGUAUUUUUUUUUUUUUUCCCCAGUUUUUGCUUCUUUCAUCAGCAUUUUUCCCUCAACACCAUGGUCCCUUAUUGGCAAUAAAAAAAAAAAAAAUCCCUGAGCACCUCAGAAGUAUGCUAGUCAGACAUCCAGAGAAGCAUUAGAUGCAUUUCACAUGCGUUAAUGACCCACAGCCCAAAUUUUUGUUCCACAGUAGGGUCUCCAUGUUUUAGUUUUGCCACUGAAUGAUUGAUGUCGGUUAAAAGUUCUCACAGCUUUGCUUUAAAUUUGUAUUGAAAUAUGAAAAUUCCAAAGAAAAUUGUUCAGUACUUUGUCGAAGUGGUCAUAGUAAAAACAUAGUGUAAAUGGAAUGGGUUUACAAAGAGGAAUACGUACUGGUAGUCAUAGCAACUGCUUCUCUGUGCAAUUCUUGUGCAUGAUCACUGGAACACAAAAGACUUGUGAAGUGAAUUGUACUCAGCCCUCAAUCUCAGAUAUGGAGAGGUCCAUGUACUUUCUUUUUUUAAUGUUCACCAACUUUUACAUGCAAUUGUUUCCUGUCAUUGCCUUUCCUUUUCACCUUUUUUUUUUUUUACUCAACUCACUUUUUAUUUAAACAUUCAAUUUUAAGACAUUUUAUCUGGUGAAAUGUUUGUGAGAAACUUUUUUUUUUUUUAAAAAAAUGUUGUUGGACAAAUAUUUUUUUCCAUGUUUGUUACUUUUCCUUUAAAUGCUUAAGUUUAAAGCUGUUUUAUGAAACAAGAUGUUUAGAUUUUUAACCUCUAUUGUUACACAGAGAUACAAGACACAGUACUUGUACCUCAACAAACAUUACUGGGACAGGAAUUCAGUUAGUAACCUGAAAUAAUUGCCACCAUCAAUAAAAUAUUAAUAACCCAGCUUCAUUCUUAGAUUUAUUCGUGGGUUAAGUACUGUUAAAAACAUCAGAUAAAAGUAAACUGAUUUGAAUAUUUGCUUUAAGAGUUUUGUAUAAUGGGACAAAGGAACAAAACAUUCCCGACUGAAAGUUGAGAGAGAGGGAAAAAAAAACUCUGGGGAUUCAAGUGCCAGUUGUUGCCCC